AUGGGAAUCGGGGGCCAGUUUGUUGCCGCCGACGGAGCUUUACAUCCACCAACCAGCGUUACGGCCGCAACUCACGGCGAAUUCUCGGCCGCUACAGCGGGGGACCCGCCUACGGGACUCUCAACGGGCCUCUCCUCCCGCUGGUGGCCAGGCGCUGCUGACGCGUCGCCCGCAACAACCGGCCAGCCAAUGGUGUCGCCCGGCGGCGGCGGCGGCGGCGGAGGCGACGACGCGGUGACGAUCGUAGUGAUGGGCGAUCUGCAUUUGGAGCCGGGCCAGAUGACCCUGUUCCACGAGGCGCGCGAUCAGAUCGUACGGCUGCUCGCUGGCGAUCAGGAAAACCUUGCCACGGACCCUUCGAUUUGCACAGAAAACGGCAGAACCGCCGCCGGGGGUGAAACCACCAGCAGUGUUACCAACGGGGAAAGCGCGAAAGGCAGUAGUAACAGCAACGGCAAGAGCGCGCGCGAGAGCGACGCUCCAGCAGCGGCCCCGCCGGCGCUGCUGAUUCAACUGGGGGACGUCGGCGGGUACAGCAACAAGCCCGGAUCCGCGGAGUGCUUCCGCUCCGCCGUCUCUUUCCUCGACUCCUUCCGCCUCCCGCGCUUGUCCGUCACUGGAAACCACGACCUGGAAGGUUCCGAGUUCGAAUCCGACGAGCGGAAUUUGCUCGCGUGGAAGGACGCGUUCGGGCAGGAGCAUUACUGGCGGCGCGAUCUAGGCGACGCGGGCGUGUGCUUAGGGUUGUCGACUGUGCGGUUUAGGGACGCGCCAGAUAGCUGCCACGAGGUGUUUAUAGAUGACGAGCAGGUCGCGUGGAUGACGGCGCAAUUGGCGGCGGUGGAGGCGGAAGGGAGAGACCGGCCCGUGUUUGUGUUCACGCACGCUCCGCCAAUGGGAUGCGGGCUGACGAGCCUGCAGGAAGUCCACGUGCGCAAUCGCUGCGCGUGGCUCAACCACUCCUGUCCCUCCACGUCACGCAAGUUCCUAGAGUUAGUACGCUCCCAUUCCUGCAUAAAGCUGUGGUUCUCGGGCCAUUUCCAUCUCUCGCACGACUACGAGGGCUCCCUCUCGCGCGUCUCGUCCUGCCUGUUCGUCCAAACCGGAGUCAUGGGCAGCUGUCACCGCGACGGCCGGCGGCACUCGCGCGUGCUGCGCGCGACGAAAUCGGGUUACCACCUGCUGACGCUGGACCACUCCGCGGGGGAGGUGCGCACGGACGUGCGCCACGUGUACGAGAACGAGGCGCGGGGGAUCCCUCCGCAGCGCCUGUGGUGCUCCACACUGUCUGGCAUGAGCGCGUGCGCAGCAGGAGGCGCGUUCAGCCCGAUUAUGCCGGCUGAUCUGGCGGCAAGAGACCAGGACCAACUCGUUGCCGAGGGCCGUGUGGGGGACGGCAAUGGCGGGGCGAACAGUCGUGGGCGGAAAGGAGAGGUGCCUGUGUUGGAGGCGGUGGAGCUGCAUCCAACGGAGGAGUCCAAGUGGCUGGCGGUGUCGUCGCGCCGCACCAAGGGGUCGUUUGAGUUUGAGCGGAUUGAACGGAAUGAGGAUGGCGGGUUCUGGAGGGUUUUCCAGCUGAACAAGUGGAGGUUGGUCAUGCUGGAGCCUCUAGUCCCGACUUUUUCCGAGUUUCUUCCUGCUCUGUUUCCCCUCGAUUAG
Closterium sp. Naga37s-1 is the source of this 1659-nucleotide messenger RNA. The record is from the annotation of a GenBank genome assembly. NCBI's taxonomy places the organism in Eukaryota, Viridiplantae, Streptophyta, Zygnematophyceae, Desmidiales, Closteriaceae.